GACGUCCAGCUACACUUCAGAAGCGCCGCGGCCGAAGCUGCACACAGAUCAUCACAACAAACCCAGGGUGCAGCAGGUCUUUGCCAUUUUUCUGUGCCAAAUAUCUGGUGAACUACCAAAUGUUUGAUCUUCAUUUGUCAUGUAACGCCGCAGAGGGACAGUCAGUCAUGCACUGAAACCUUUUCCACAUGGAUAAUAAUAUUACCAUAUAGCCAAGAGGCACGUACAGGCAUCCACACAGACAAACAGAAGAGCAUCAUGGGAGAUUUGCCCAGCAAACGCAGAAGGCCAUCCAGCACGUCCAGCACAGAGGACCCAGGCAGCUAUGGUGGACAGGAAAACACAACAGGUGGCCAGACUGGCUUUUCUGUGGCCCUAUAUAAUUUUCCUCAUGACGGUCCAGCAGCUAACACUAUCUGUAUUGGUGACAGACUAACCAUUAUAUCAGAUGUUGGCGAUAUGUGGAAGGUAAAAGUGGGAUCAACGGGCAAAGACAGCUACAUCCCCAAAACAUAUGUUGCCAAAGUAGUGAACAAAUGGCAGUAUGAAGGCAUCAGCCGAGCUAAGGCAGAAGAGCUUCUACUUAGACCUCAGAACCAGUCGGGCUCCUUUAUGAUCCGGCACAGUCAGACCGCCAAAGGCUCUUAUUCACUGUCUGUGGUGCAAGGGCGAGGCUCAGGUCUUGUAGUCAGGCACUACCGGAUCCAUUGCUUACUCAACGGCUGGUUCUACGUGUUUACCACUCACACCUUUCCCUCCCUCAGCCGGUUGGUUGACCACUACUCUGAUUCCGUAGACGGAUUAUGCUGCUUGCUGACAAAGCCUUGCCACAUACAAGACUCAACCUCCUCCACAGUACCCAUACCAGCCCCUGUGUUUGUCAGAAAACCCACCUUUAACUGGAAGAGAGCAAAAAGAUCCAUGAUAUUUCCCAAAGAGGAGGAGGAGGAGGGGAACUCUGAGGAUAGCCCUUUCAGCGAAGGACUUCGAGAGGCCAUGAACUCCUAUCUCUUCAUGUCUCAGGAAGAGCCACUGGACAGCGAGGACUGUGACACAGCAAACGUCAGCCAUUAGGAGUUACCUUUUGACAGACUGAUAAACGUUUACUGGACACUUUCUUUCACGGUUGUGAUAGAUUUACCGCAUAAUACUAUCCAAAGUGACAUCUCGCAUUCUGAAGGAAUAUUCUUUUUUUUUUGCACAAUCCUUUGCUGUGUAAUGGACACAGCACAGUGCAAAACUUAUGCAGCUCAUUCAGAGGUUUAAGGUCAUCUUUGGCAUUCCUUGCACAUUUUGAAGAACCCGCUAUCCUUAUAAAUUCUAGGAUACUCCUGGAUUCUUCUUAAAAUAGCAAGGGGUUAUAGCCCAAUGAAAAUUUUUACAGUUUGGACAAUUUUACUGAAGAGUGGCUCAAACAGAUGUAGAUCUACAAUAGAAGAAUCUAGUAAGCCUUUUUGACUGUAAUACAAGUACAGUAAAAAGCAAUCGAUCAAAAGUGGGAAGUUCCUUAUUGUUGAAGGAAUGAAAAACCUGGCUGUACAUAAUCACAAAGAGCCUUACAGCAGUAUAACAUAUUAUAUAAUGACAGUCUAAUCGGCAGGUCCUGAUUAGACUGUCCUAUACUUGCUCUGUUUUUGCCC
Molecule: messenger RNA, 1640 nt
Organism: Alosa sapidissima (American shad)
Lineage: Eukaryota; Metazoa; Chordata; Actinopteri; Clupeiformes; Clupeidae
Product: src-like-adapter 2
Exons: 8
Coding region: 259-1074 (271 amino acids)
Molecular function (GO): protein binding
Source: RefSeq, a predicted model, not a curated record